UUUAACAUCCAAAAUAACACAAAAAUAGCUAAAUUAAAAAACGUUUAAAAAAAAAUUAAAAAAAAUUAAUUAAUCAAUUUCCGAUCCUGACGUUACCGGUGAUUCCACGCAGCAGCGGUAGCAGCAAUGGCAGCCGGGCAGUGAGACACAUGCUACACCUGUCUGUGAGCCCGAAAACAUUCACACCGGAGCCGAGAGAAGACACUUAAGCAAAAUGUCUCGGCACCGAAACGUGCGAGGUUACAACUACGACGAAGAUCUUGACGACGAUGACGUAUAUGGACAGUCUGUGGAUGAUGACUACUGCUGUAUAUCACCAGCAACAGCAAAUCAGUUCAUCUACUCUCGUCAAGAGGGGCAAGCACCAAAGGGGGAUCCUUUAGAAGAGGAAGAAUUUGAGGAAGAUGUACCCAUGUCCCCUACCAUCAGCCACAACCUUGACCCUCUCGACCAAGCCAAGCUGUAUUCCUGUCUGGACCAUAUGCGUACUGUACUGGGAGAUGCAGUGCCAGACUCAGUCCUGACCCAGGCAGCCAUAAGAUGUGGAUUCGACCCACAGAAGGCACUGGAUGCCGUCCUGUCUGAAGACGCCAAGACAGCCCCAGUUACCAAAAUGACCAGUGAAGAGACGGCUUCGAUAGCAAGAGUUGGCCAGGAGAAAGCGCCGCUUCCACAAAGAAUCAAAAAAGAGGCCGUUGCUGAGAAAGGAGCCCGCUUGUCUGCUUCUCACACUGACAUUACAUCCAAUGCACAUAAACCCCAGACCGAUAGGUGCAAACACACACAACCGCGUAUGCAAGCAAGCGUGCCCAACUUGAGUGACCUCUUAUUGCAACAUAAGGCUGACCCUGUGGUUAGCAGCUCGGAAAAUGUUACCCAUCAAAACAGUGGCCCAGGUGUUAGUUGUAGUGCCAGUCUUGCACAGCUCAUGUCUAUGCAUGAGCAGAAGAGUAAGGCGACAGGAGUAGCUGACACAGGGCGAGGUUUGGGUGUCCCCUCAUUGAGUUCCCUCUCCAUGGGACCUAAUUCCUCGCUGUCCAUUAUGCCCAACCAGAAUAGUCUUUCGUUGGGAACGUUGGCGUCUUUAAGCAUGACUUCGGCAUCUCCCACCUCAGUUCCCCCUCUCCUCUCAGUUUCACUCAGUAGUCUGUCGCUAAACAACCCCAAGAUAACAACUGCAAGCUCCUCUCUGGCUAUUCCUCCUGGGUUUGGAAGUCUCAGUUCUGUCUUGUUGUGCAAUCCGCUCUCCGCGGGAGUUGGGAUUUGCGGCAAAGCCACAACGGCUGAUCCUAAGGGAAGCCCAUCAUUGGCUGAUUUAAUGCAGGAACAUUCAAACCGCAGCCCCACCAUCAGUAACUUCUCUAAUGCUCCCCAAAGCAGCACAACUUCUGUGACGUAUCAGGGGAUGGCUGCAUCAGCACAAUCAUUCACGCUGCCUGGGCUCGCUUCACAGCACCAAAACAGGAAUACGCACAUUCAGUCGCAAGCACAAAGCACUGAACAACCAGCAAACACACUCACCUUUUCUAAACCAACAAACAAUACUCCUGCAUGCCUAGCUGGAACCGUCUCAUUGUCUCAGCUAGCCUUGCAGCAUCAAACCAACAGUUCCUUAACACUCCCUCAACCUGUAAGUGUUGAAUCUCCAUCAAAUGCCCUGAAACAACCACCUGGCAUCUCUGAGCUGCUCUCUUUGUCACAAUUGACAUCUGAACGCAAAGGCAAAACCUCAACCACCUCAGAUGGGUCACAGUACUCCCUCACCUCGCUCCUUUUACCAGAGAAACCAGAGAGGGCUGGUGUGUUAGCAGAAAGUACUAAAGAGGGUGGAGCCAAGUGUAAGUUCGACCACAAACCAUACCACCGAAACAUCAGGUCACCUAAGCCGAAGCAGACGAUUGAUUUGAGUGCACUCAUGGCCCAGUCAGAUGGAGCGGGCCUUCGUCCCUUUGACAACGACCUCCUCUCACCGUCCUCUCCCAAUUCAGUUGACGGGGGGCUGGAUUCCUCAGUUUUUGCGAAACCAUCAAUAUUUGCGAUCACUUUGUCGAUUCAGAGCCUCAGGAAACAGAAGAGGAUGAGGAAUAUAUUGAAGGGACAAAUAAGAGGUCAGAAGACAGGAAGUGGUUACCAGGCCUUCCUGUGUAAAUCACAAGAUAGAUCCCAAGAGCAGCACACACCACUCACACCAAUUGUACCCUUCAGCUUCGACGCUCCUUCACCCGACGACAUCGUCCGUGCUAAUCAGCUAAAAGCUUUCACCAGGUAGACAAGUGGAAACCAAUAGCUCUUAAAUCAGCUGCGUCCAGGUUGGGGCGAACUUAACUCACUUUGGACGAGAACCUCAGAUCAUUUUGUGGCCUUUCCUCCACCAACUGAACUAAACUCAAAGAGAUGCAUCACUCAUCAUACAUUUUUUUAAACUUUGUCCCGGAAUCAGUCACGUGGAGUAAAGACACUUUUGGGACCAACAGUAAGACAGACUGAUACUCACUGCUGAAAGAAAGAAACAAGGAAACAAACAAACAAACAAACAAACAAACUGCUAUAAACCGUAUUACUACAGCAUUUAUGUAUUUCUUUUUUAUAGCGGCAUGCAAAAAAAUGUUAAGUUGCUACUACAUACAGAUAAAUGAUGUUUAAGUCAUGCAGAAUAUACAGCUAGGUCUCUCUGGUAGCUUGUAAAUAAUCACAGCUAAGUUUCAAUGACAGUAUUUUAAGAACUUUUAAAAUUAUUUUUUCACAUUUACUGUUGUUAUUUUUUCUACCUUUUUAAAAUUUCAGUCUUAUUUUUCUAUAUUUAGAUGGCCAUUGGCUUUUUAAUUGAGCUUUUUUGUAAAAAGUAAAGUAGUUUAAUCUUAGCCAGGGGAAAUUUAAAGUCUAUCUUUUUUUCCGCAUGGCCUCUUUUCUGGUUUUGAUCUGCCUAAACCCUCAGAACAAAAAAAAGAGGUUGAUUUUGUUUGCAGGUGUGCUGCAGCUAUUGGAAUAUGGAUCAGUUAACCAUUGUUCUGGUUUAUUGCUGCCUGUGUUUGAGAUCAUGGGGUAGACUUUUUGGUUUAGAGGACACCUGGAGAUUUUCCCAUGAGGGUGCGAGAACAAACUCAUGCAAGUGCAUGCCGACACACACACGCGCACAAACACACAUACACACAACCACAGACUUUUAAUGUUUGAUAUUGAAAAAAUGAGUUUACUGUGAAUGCAAGCACUGUGAAUAAAGAUUGCACUGAAUGAGUCAAAAAUGAAUGCUUUGAGACCUGAGCUAAAAGGGGGUUUUCUUGCUCUUACAAGCUUUUAACAUUAGGAUGUAAAAAUUAGUUUGAUUUACAGUGGGUGUGUCAUGACACUCGGCAAGAGCUCAAUUUGUCAAUUUUGAAAUAAAGAUGACUGAAUGUCGUUCUA
Anoplopoma fimbria (sablefish) is the source of this 3402-nucleotide messenger RNA. RefSeq names its product HBS1-like translational GTPase (gene hbs1l). The transcript has 5 exons. The record is from RefSeq and is a predicted model, not a curated record. The coding region runs from base 215 to 2269 and encodes 684 amino acids. Gene Ontology annotation, biological process: translation. Gene Ontology annotation, molecular function: GTP binding; GTPase activity. NCBI's taxonomy places the organism in Eukaryota, Metazoa, Chordata, Actinopteri, Perciformes, Anoplopomatidae.